UUUAAGAUUGAACUUAGUUGUUAUGUUGACAUACUUUAUAUGAUUAGUUUUUCGUAGUAUGUGCAUACAAAGCGAUCCCUUUUGAACGUUGCUGUAUAUACACGCGAUUCACUAAUUUGAAAUUUGUGUGAUAAAAACGUGCCGUACGACCUGUGCGGACUUCCAAUGAAGAGAACAAGUAGCAUAUAGAGGGAGGUUUGAUGUCUGAAAAAUGGAGCCUAUGACCUUAGGAUCCCCUGUUGGUAGUCCCGUUCAAGCACCAGGAAGUCCGGGAACUUCGGCAUACUUGCCUAGCUUUCUUCUCGGUGAUUCGAGCACUCCUGCCAGAUUAGGGAUAGUUAAUCCUCAUGACACUUCAAGAUAUUCUGGUGGAUUAAAUUUACAAUCUCCAGGAUCACUUUAUGGAUCACCGGAGUAUCGAAUUAAUAGACAAAAAGCUAUGUUUGGUAAUGUGACUAGUCCAUCAGGAACACAGAUUAAUGCCGAAAGUCACACUGGUGGUCCACCAACGAGAGGAUUAUUUGAUACUUUAGAAACUACGCAUUCAAAUACUCCGUACACGCCAACACCUGCUCAAAAACUUAGUUCCGGGCAAUCUAGACUACUUUCGGGUAAUGCAAGCAAUUCCUUUUACUUGGAUACAUCCAUAAAUCCAACGAGUGAAUCUUCUCAAGGGCUUCUUCAGUGGGUGACAAUCUUCGGCUUUCCUCCUAGUGCCAUUAAUGCAGUUUUAUCUCAUAUAUCUAGUAGAGUACGUAUAGUGGACAAACAUCCUGCUCCCCAUGCGCAAAGUAAUUGGAUACAUUUAAAGUGCGCGUCGGAACAAGAAGCUCAGAGGGCAUUAGCAUGUAAUGGCAAUAUCAUAUCUGGUUCAAUCAUGAUUGGUGUUAUUCCUUGUGCCGAUGAAGGUGUUAUCUUAGGAAGUGAUAAGGAAAAUCAUAUGAAGCUAAAUGGGAGUAUGCGCCUAUUCUCUACUUCAGGCAGAGUAAAUCCUAUGUCUCCAGAAAGUAGCAGUAUGCCCCGAACCCCUGUUAGAAUACAGAAUGCGCGACCGUUAGCUGCAGGAUAUAAUCAUCAUUUAAGUCCACAAUCAGUGAAAUCACCAGAAAACAUUCCUCAACGUUCCACCAGUAUUGUUUCUAAAGCAAUGGAAUAUGUCUUUGGUUGGUAGCUAACGCAAUUAGUGAAACAAUUGAUGGUACAUAUUGCUUUACAAGCAUCAUAAUGUUUUGAAAGUGAUUAAAACCCAGAGGUGUGCCUUCUAUUUUUUAUCAAUUUGUGACAGCGUUCAGUGUUGCUUUGUUAUCAGCACAGUAAAAAUCAUUUAAAUACGUAUGACAAGAAACAUUAAUGUACAUUGCUGAAAUCCUAUAAGAACAGCAUAUGUUACUUAUAUUAACAGACUUUAUUCUUUUGGAGUAUUGUAAUGAUGAAUUUUGACAAAACUUAUCUCUUUAGCGUAUCUUUUAUUAAAAAUGUUUAUACAAUGUACCUCAUUCACACCAUAUUUCAUAUGCUAUAACAGGGAUUAAGUAUUUAUAUAUAUAUCUUAGAAACAAUCUACGACAUUAAUUUCCUAAAAGUGAAAUUACAAUUUCAACUCUAAUUAUAGCUCUAAUUAUUGAAAACCAUCAAGUUUAAAGAUCAAUUAUCAACAUUAAUUUGUUUUCUCAGUUAUAAUAGACAUGUUUAUAUCUUGAACAAAAGUAACCAAUAAUUUGUAAUUUUAGUACUUUUAGCCAAUAGUAUUUUUGAAAGAAAUCACAUUCAAUACAUAACAUAUGUUUUUAGGCAAAAUAUGAAAUCUAAACAAUUUAUAUCGAGAUUAUAAGGGCGCCAAAAUGUAACUUGAUUUAAUGUAAAGGGAUUCACUGACCUUUUGACUACUCAUUCAAUUGUAAAAUAACACCCCAUUUCAGACAAUUCUAUUACUAUCAAAAAGUAUUAUUCAAUAAAAAUCAUAUGCAAUUUUUUU
Molecule: messenger RNA, 1975 nt
Organism: Orussus abietinus
Lineage: Eukaryota; Metazoa; Arthropoda; Insecta; Hymenoptera; Orussidae
Product: nucleoporin NUP53
Exons: 3
Coding region: 212-1171 (319 amino acids)
Biological process (GO): NLS-bearing protein import into nucleus; nuclear pore organization; regulation of DNA-templated transcription
Cellular component (GO): nuclear membrane; nuclear pore nuclear basket; nuclear pore central transport channel
Molecular function (GO): phospholipid binding; single-stranded DNA binding; structural constituent of nuclear pore
Source: RefSeq, a predicted model, not a curated record